AUGGAUACGUUCAUGACAGCACCCAUGGAUCUCUGUGCAUCUUCCCCUGUCAAGGGGCCAUCAUUUAGAACAUCCUUCUCUGUGGCAUCCAAACUGAUCACACAGAACAGGUUCUUGCCAGCCAUGUUGUCAGCUGUGGCCCAGGCCCAAGACUUGAAGAAGCCCCAAGCACAGCUGGUCAAGUCCACUCUUACCAAGAAGCGCGGACACACUUCACUCAGUGACCGCGACAUGAUUCAUCAACUUGAAGCCAAGCAUCGAGCAGAGAUGACCAAGAGAAGAGAUCCUUGGAACAAAAGUUGUGGUACAACACCAAGGAGAGCAAUCCCACCCUGCAUUCGAUCAUCCUGCGCUCCACCCAAGUUGGCUGCUUUGGCGAAGAUGAAAAGGCAAGGAAAGCAAACACUUUCGUCGACGAAGCUCUAUGGAUGCGUUCGUGACACCCAUGGAGCUCUGUGCAGCUUCCCCCGCCAAGGGGCCGUCAUUUAG
Molecule: messenger RNA, 489 nt
Organism: Seminavis robusta
Lineage: Eukaryota; Bacillariophyta; Bacillariophyceae; Naviculales; Naviculaceae
Source: the annotation of a GenBank genome assembly